Neurospora hispaniola is the source of this 641-nucleotide messenger RNA. RefSeq lists its product as uncharacterized. Lineage: Eukaryota; Fungi; Ascomycota; Sordariomycetes; Sordariales; Sordariaceae. Bases 96 to 596 code for a protein of 166 amino acids. The transcript has 2 exons. The record is from RefSeq and is a predicted model, not a curated record.
GGAAAAUUUGGAAACACAAAGGGACAUAUCAUGACGACGAUUUAGGAUAAGGGCGUGUUGUUUUGUAGUUGAUCCAGAGAUAUCCCCCAUACUUCAUGUCGAUUUUACCUUUUUUUUAUUUAACUCCCUAUUUUUUUAUGUAUCCAACCAACCUCGUUGUCUAUACCAUCAUCAACUACCACCAUUUACCAUCUCGCUUGCUUUUAUGCAAUGCAAAUAGCGACAGUGGAGGAAGAAGAGGAACAAGAGGAAAAGAAAGGAAGGGGGAGAGGGAAAGGAAGGACAUACUGGUCUCUUUUUUCGUUUCAUGUCGUCACAGUCACACAACUCAUGGUCACCCACACACUCUCUCACAUUUACAUAUGUUGUUCUAUGACUUUUCACUGUGGCGUUACUCCCUUUUUGAAAGAUAUCAAGUUUUAUUUUCCCUCCACUACCUGACUGACCAAACUACAAACUAUUUGGUAAUCCAUCAUCCAUCUGUACCUCAUCUCUCUCACAUCUUGCACUCAGCUGAGAGCAGGCAGAGAGACGCAGGGCAGUUUAGCAUAGUAUCACAUACAUCAACCACUGCACAGCGCAGCGUAAUGUCAUGAUACGAAACUUCCUGCUUAUUUUGUUUCUUGUUUUUUUCUCAAUGU